GAGGACCUUUCUUCCAAUGGUGAGAGCUAGCAGAAAAAUAACCCAUUUCUAUUUCUUUCUUCCUUUUUUCUUUUUUAACUAAUUUUUCUCAUAACGAUUAACAACUGCAAAAUGAAGAAGUUUUAAAUUUUUAGCAAGGUUCUUCACAUUAGAUUUAAUAAUGAAAAGGGAAACCACAGAUCUUGUUCAUAUGUAAUUUCUGAUCUUUAUUUUUUAGGGUUUUCAAUGUAUAAUAAUAUAUCUUGAUUUUAAUGUUUUAAUACCCAGAACCAAUUAUAAUGUGGAGGAGAUUAUGGACUAGUGGAAUUUUGAAGCAGAGCUUGUCAGCGGUGGUGGGGAGGGACACUCCUCUGCCGUCGCUAUGGUUGGGAUUGGGAUGGAGGCCGAUUCAGCAACCUCCUGGAAGCAGAGGAGAGGCGUCGGCAGCAGUUUUAUUGAGCAAGAAAGUGUUAAUGCCAACAACAUCAUCGUUGUCGCAGUUUUUCUCUACUCAUGCUGGUGAUCGUUGCGAUAAGCAGGAAGGACGAGAAGCAGGAGGAGGAGGAAUAGGAGUUGGUGGUGGUACUGAGAAUAUAACGUACGCGGAGGUGAAGAGGUUGAUGAGGCUGGUGAAUCUGGAGGCAUUGAAGAUGAAGUUAGAGAUGGAAGGGAAGGAGGUCAUCCCUUAUUCUGAGCUUCUGCAAGCUUGCCAGAGCAUGGGUGUUGCCAGAUCUCAAAAUGAAGCCAUUGCUUUUGCUCGAGUCCUUGAUGAUGCCGGUGUUGUUCUUCUCUUCAGGGACAAGGUCUAUCUCCAUCCCGACAAGGUGGUAGAGCUGGUUAAAAGGGCAAUACCUGUUGCCCUGACUAAUGAAGAUGAUCCUGUGAGGACUGAGCUAAAAAUGCUGCAGGAAAGGAAAGAAGAAAUUGAUAUGCUGGCACAUAAGCAAGUUCAGCGCAUCCUUUGGUGUGGGCUUGGGCUAGCUUUGUUGCAGAUUGCGCUAUUCUUUCGUCUAACAUUCUGGGAAUUUUCAUGGGAUGUGAUGGAACCUAUUGCAUUUUUUGUCACGACCACUGGUAUAAUUGUAGGCUAUGCCUACUUCUUGUUCACUUCAAGAGAUCCAACAUACCAAGACUUCAUGAAGAGGCUUUUUCUCUCCAGGCAGAGGAAAUUGUUCAAGAAGCAGAAGUUUGAUGUUGAGAGAUUCAAGGAAUUGCAAAAGAAAUGCAAGACAUCUAUGGAUGCCACUACCUGUCUUAAAAAUCGUGUAGGGUGGGAAGUGGAAUUGGAGGAUGCUAUUUAUAAGGACUGAUUUUUAUUCUUUGCCGUCAUCUUCCUCGAUAUUGUUGGACUUUUCACAUAUUUCAUGAGAAUUUAACACGGUGACCAUAUCAAUCUUGCCUGUUUUAUGCAGGCUGAGCAAACAUUUAACUUCUUGCUGGCUUGUAGAAUCCACUUUUCAAUCUUUUGAUAUGUGGAUUCUUCCAUGCCAAUGGAUUAGAAAUUUUUUUGAUACUUGCAUUCCAUCCCAACAAAUUAUGACAUAUACUUGUACAAUGGACCCGGAUAUAUUGUGCUGUACUUUUUGUUGUUUCAAUUCCCUUAUAAUUUUAAUUAUGAGAUACUGGAAUUAUUUUCUGGCA
This is a messenger RNA of Hevea brasiliensis (rubber tree), 1620 nucleotides long. Its product is annotated as calcium uniporter protein 6, mitochondrial. Bases 279 to 1289 code for a protein of 336 amino acids. Gene Ontology annotation, biological process: calcium import into the mitochondrion; mitochondrial calcium ion homeostasis. Gene Ontology annotation, molecular function: uniporter activity; calcium channel activity. NCBI's taxonomy places the organism in Eukaryota, Viridiplantae, Streptophyta, Magnoliopsida, Malpighiales, Euphorbiaceae. Gene Ontology annotation, cellular component: mitochondrial inner membrane; uniplex complex. The transcript is spliced from 2 exons. The record is from RefSeq and is a predicted model, not a curated record.